AUGAUCAACCAGCCCACGGCUGCCUACGGAGGCAACAGCAAGAACACCACGCGCCUCGAAGAAGAACGGGUCGAGUACCGACCGACCUUUGCGUCUCGCGUGGCCAAGUUGAUCUUCCGACAGCGUCGAUCCGCUGGAGAGCUGCGGGCCAAGUCCUGGCCAGGGCGUGAAAACCCUGUUCCAAUCACGGUUCCUGUUGCACGAGUCACCCCGACGAGUGCUGUGCGUCAACCCAGUGCCAGCAUCGCCAUCCCCAACAGCCUCGGCUCGUCAGCAUCGGCCUCUGUGCCACGCACUCGAUCUAUGCGCAUACCCAAGCGACCAAGAAUCCACGCCAGCUCCAGUGAAGCCGAGUGGCGACAUCGACAAGCUCACUGCGCGAACUGCGAGCGGUUGUUCUUCAAGUCGAUGUCGACUCUCGGUCGAUUCUGUUCGCUGGACUGCAAGGCCAACUUCGAGUACUUGGACCUCCUCCAGGAGACGGUGGACGUGGAGUUCGACAGCAUCAGCAGCGACUCGCUCGGUUGGAGUUUGGAAGGAGACGACGGCAGCUAG
Molecule: messenger RNA, 555 nt
Organism: Phytophthora sojae
Lineage: Eukaryota; Oomycota; Peronosporomycetes; Peronosporales; Peronosporaceae
Exons: 1
Coding region: 1-555 (184 amino acids)
Source: RefSeq, a predicted model, not a curated record